UCUGUUCUCUCUGCAAAGAGAAAACAGUUGGGGCAUUUUUCGUCACUGACUGUGCUACAUCUGGUCGUAGUAUCUCGAGCGGUCUCAUGUAAUGAAACCUCAUUCAUUCAUUUUCCGGCACAUUUAGCUUCUCUUUGUUCGCAAACUCGGCGCGGUGUUUGAGGCGCAGAGCUCCGCCAUUCUUUCGGACGUUGGUUAGUGUAUGCCUCGGUGACUGUCGGUUGCAGGCUGGGCGGUGACAGCACACUACAAUGAUCGAGCGACCAGAAACUGCGGUUCCUAGCAUCGCUCAGCGGAACCUGGAGGGCUAUGUGGGCUUUGCCAAUCUCCCCAACCAGGUGUACCGGAAGUCAGUCAAAAGAGGCUUCGAGUUUACGUUAAUGGUUGUAGGUGAGUCUGGACUUGGGAAAUCAACCCUCAUCAACUCUUUGUUCCUGACUGAUCUGUACUCAAAGGACUACCCCGGGCCCUCUCUGCGCAUCAAGAAGACUGUACAGGUGGAGCAGUCCAAAGUGCUGAUCAAAGAAGGAGGGGUCCAGCUGACACUCACCAUUGUCGAUACACCAGGGUUUGGAGAUGCAGUGGACAACAGCAACUGUUGGCAGCCAGUCAUAAACUACAUUGACAGCAAGUGUGAAGACUUCCUGAAUGCAGAAUCCAGGGUAAAUCGCAGAUCCAUGCCAGACAACAGAGUCCACUGCUGCCUGUACUUCAUUGCACCGUCUGGACAUGGUCUGAAGCCGCUGGACAUUGAGUUCAUGAAGAGACUCCAUGACAAAGUCAACGUCAUCCCUCUUAUUGCAAAAGCUGACACCUUGACCCCUGAGGAGUGCCAGCUUUUUAAAAAACAGAUCAUGAAAGAGAUACAGGAGCACAAAAUCAAAAUUUAUGAAUUCCCAGACACAGAGGAUGACGAGGACAACAAGCUCAUCCGAAAGAUAAAGGAGAAGAUGCCUCUGGCAGUAGUCGGCAGCAAUGUGGUGAUUGAGGUGAACGGAAAGAAGGUCAGAGGUCGCCAGUACCCGUGGGGCGUGGCAGAAGUGGAGAACGGCGAACACUGUGACUUCACUGUGCUGCGCAACAUGCUCAUCAGGACUCACAUGCAGGAUCUGAAGGACGUCACUAACAACGUCCACUAUGAGAAUUACCGCAGUAAGAAACUCGCGGCCGUCACCUGCAACGGAGUGGACACUUCCAAGACCAAGGGGCAGCUCACUAAGAGUCCCCUGGCACAGAUGGAGGAGGAGCGGCGGGAGCACGUGAUGAAAAUGAAGAAGAUGGAGGCCGAAAUGGAGCAGGUGUUCGAAAUGAAGGUGAAGGAGAAGAAGCAGAAACUAAAGGACUCGGAGGCUGAGCUGGAGCGGCGCCACGAACAGAUGAAAAGGAACUUGGAGGCCCAGUACAAAGAGCUGGAGGAGAAGAGGCGAGUGUUUGAGGACGAGAAGGCCAACUGGGAGGCUCAGCAGAGGAUCCUCGAGCAGCAGAAACUGGACGCCUCCAAGACGAUGGAAAAGAACAAGAAGAAAGGGAAGAUCUUUUGAAGAGAGAGACAUAACCUGUCCCCCUCAAUUUUACACCGACUCAGUUUUUUCUUCAUUCUGCCUGAAGCUCACGUCUCCUGUGACCCUCAGAACACACGCACACACACACACACACACACCAUUAAACACACACUGAGACAUGCAAAUACCCACAACAUCCCACACACGUGUUUCUCUGCAGGGUUUUACUAUGUUUCUGGAGACGUUAAGUCUUUUCCCGAGGAAUGCAUGUGUCUGUGAAAGUCUCUAUUUUCCUAUAUUUUCCUGACAAUGAGGAGAAGCCUGAGAUCCUCUGAGCUUACAGUACUGAAUAAACUCGUGGCAGGGACCAUGCAUAGCCAUUUGAACACAUGUAGUCCUCAUACCCUCUCUAGAUAUUCGUAGAUUUGCUUUCCUCGAUGCUCUCUUUUCUAUUGUUCUCGAAGGUAAAACGAGUGUAAACACUUUAAAAGGCUCAAAUGGUGAAAGACCUUGGUGAGAGUUAUGAGAAGAAGGCAGAGUGUAGGUGAGGGAAGGUACAGUAACGGAAAGCAGGCGGCACAGUGGACCAAGUCGUGUGGAAUCGAGGCCCACGUCACACCUGGAGUGGCUCAAAAAAAUACAGCAAACGUAAAGUUACUUUUAGCAAAUGCUUCUUUUGAGAAAUGUUCCAUUAGGUUGACUGGUGCCAAAUGUGUUUUUACGACAAGGGAGCUUUUGAACACGGCCUGCUUAAUGUUCGAAAAAUGUGGUUACUAGGCAACAGUGGUGUCCAGUCACCGAGUGUCUAGUUUGGUCAGUAGGGGGCGGUCAAGUGAGGAAAAAAACCCAAUGUUUUGAGCAAAAGAUAUGAUAUUUCACAUCACUUCAAAAUAAAAGUGUUUGUUUUGAUAGGGAUUGAUAAAUAUUCAUAAUACAAACACGUUUAUGAUGCAAAAUGAAUCUAUUCAUAAAAACGACAUCGAGAUGAAGACUGUUGGGAAACGUUCUGAAUACAAAUUGAACAAUCCCAAACUCAAACCUUCCUAUCUUGGCCAAGAACAACCUGUAAAAGAUUUUUAAUCUCACUGAAAUUACUGGAAAACAUCCACAGUGCUCCACAACUUUUUUAAAAAACAGACAAAUGCCAUGGAUUCAACUCAAAGUAAGUCAACUCAUAAAUGCCGUAGGGUUUAUUUUGCAGCGAGGUGAUGUGAAAGUUUCCUGUCAUCUGUCAUUGACUCCUACAGGAUAACAUGAGUCAGAUAAAACAUGUCAAAUGCUGGUGUGACUGGGCCUUUAGUGAUAGUUUACAGUGUUGCAGGUUUAGUUUUAUAAAAAGGUGACGUGUGAGGUCAUAGAUGCCGUGACCCGUACAGGUGGAUUUUGUGUAACAGCAGCCAGUGUAGUGUAAUGGUAGUGUGCGUUUCUUAUUUAAAAUAAAAAGAUAUUAUGCAAAAGCUUCACUGGUGUCACAGCUUCACACGUAAACAUGUUUUAUAUUGUGAUGUAAGUGGUGGGUGUCGUCAUGGACCUGAACCCCGCUCUCCGGUGAUAUUUUUGUUUUUUUUACUUUGGUUAUGCUAAAAAUAUACCCACAACUCUCUCUGUUUUUCAUCCAUUCAUCUGCAGACAGUUAAACUUGGGUCACAAAGUCCAGGUCUGAGCCAAUUCAGUUAGAAAUCGGCACACAUUUGAACCUUUGCUAAAACCUUCCCAGAGUUGUCAUGUUUUAUUUUCAUAUGACGAUGAUAUCAAUACUACAUACACACACACACAGUUGAGGAAUCUUUUCUUUUUUUUUCUUUCCCUUGUAGUUUUCUUAAGUAACUCUUAGAUGUAUCUGUUAUAUUUAGUAUAGUUUUUGUUUAGUUUCCAAACUAUCUGCAUUUAAUAGACCUUGCUAAAGGGAGAGACCUUAUACCCGCAGCUCAUUAAAUAUUGCCUGUUUGGAUUUGUUUAUGAUGGAAAUGCACAUAUUAGUGUACAUAGUGGAGGCUGCUCAGUGGCCUUUGUUUCUUGACUUUUUUUUCUUUUUUGUUUUGGCAACAGAUUUGUGCUCUCAACGAAACUCCACAUAACUUUUGUUUCCAUGCAUUAUAUACACACUUGCGCAUAUAUAUAUAUAUAUAUAUAUAUAUAUAUACUGUACACAUCUAUGCCAAUGAUUACACCUCCUCAGGACUGCUCCAUUAACUUUGCUAGUUUCUCUUUAGGUCCAGAGAAAGAGACGUUCUGUUGUACAAGUUUAAAGUAGAUUUUUCCCUCUUUUUUUUUUUUUUAGAUGCCCGUUGUGAACCACUCGCAUUUCCAAUAACAACGCCAUGUUAAGAUAAGAUAGGUUUAAGUUUAGGUGAACCUUUUUUUUUUGUUAUAUAUACUGUAUGUACACUGUUUUCUACUUCUCUUUUGUUUUUAUCAUGUGUUCUGACUCUAACUGUACAUGUUGAAUAUUAAAGUUGACAAGGUUAUGCUUUAA
Messenger RNA from Solea solea (common sole), 3978 nucleotides. RefSeq names its product septin-7-like. The record is from RefSeq and is a predicted model, not a curated record. The coding region runs from base 252 to 1541 and encodes 429 amino acids. Gene Ontology annotation, molecular function: molecular adaptor activity; GTPase activity; GTP binding. Gene Ontology annotation, biological process: cilium assembly; cytoskeleton-dependent cytokinesis. Gene Ontology annotation, cellular component: cell division site; septin ring; microtubule cytoskeleton. The transcript has 13 exons. NCBI's taxonomy places the organism in Eukaryota, Metazoa, Chordata, Actinopteri, Pleuronectiformes, Soleidae.